Rhipicephalus sanguineus (brown dog tick) is the source of this 2185-nucleotide messenger RNA. RefSeq names its product DENN domain-containing protein 2D. The transcript has 17 exons. The record is from RefSeq and is a predicted model, not a curated record. Lineage: Eukaryota; Metazoa; Arthropoda; Arachnida; Ixodida; Ixodidae. Bases 67 to 2091 code for a protein of 674 amino acids.
AAACCGCGUGUCAAACGCGUAUCUGAAAUUAAUGCUAAAUUUACACGCUUCGUCCGUGACUGACGGAUGGAGCGUGGGAAAAGUGGCUCCUCCGAGCCGGCAGUCCCGAGACGCCCCCAUCGGGCGAAGCGCUCCACGCCGCCGCACGCCCUGGUGCAGACGCUGCGCGCCAGGUUCGAGCCGGACGGGAGGAGGACGGGAAGUGAAUCCGGAGGCGCGGUUUCUGACAAGCGAACGUCGGUUCUUGAGCGAGUCCAGCAAUACGACGCCUUGAAUGGUAGCAUGCAGCAGCCGGCCGCGCCGCUCAAACCUCCGCGCACGUUCGUUCACGACAUCUACACCAAGAUGAAGUGGCGCGCCCGGCGCACGGCCGACGACUCCGUGGUCGCUCACGACUACGACGAGGUGUGCAUGCGGCGGAGUCUGAGCGACGAACACAUCUACGCGGAACCCGGCGCCAGCCGCAGCGGUGCAGAGCCGCGGGAGCUACACUACAUGAGCUCUCCGAUAUCCAGUGUUGUUCCAGACGGGCCAGGAGUGCAGCGGGGUGUCACAUCACAGAUCAGAGAUGCUAUCCGGCAGUCCUUCACAAUGGCCUGGCAGCAGCUGUCUCAGAAACAGAGGCUGGAUGAUGGUGACACACAGCAGGCAGACAACAGCAGUGAGGUAUCCAUCAAGGACGUCCAGAAGAGACUCAUCUAUGUCAGGUCUAUCAAAAGGGGAUACACAUACAAUGCAUCAUGCGAAGGCUGUCAAGAUGGGACGGAGAAGCUGUUUGAGUUGGUGCUGCUCAUUGGCUACCGGAGCGUUAACCCCAGUAUGUCUCCACAACCUGACGUGCUGUACUCUUUUCCUAAGGAGACAAACUGUCCUGGCUAUGACCCUGUGGUGAUUGCUCAUCUUUGUAUGCCUCAAGAGUUUGACUCUCAGCAUGCUACCUCACACGAAAGGUGCCUGUUCUUUUUUACACUAGUCCGGGAGAAUGGCGAGAAGACAUUUUUCCACUGCCUGCAGACAUCUGAGGUGUUGCAGAGCAGGAUGAUGCAGAAUCCUGUGGUGCUGUGUCUGGCAACCAGAGCAUCUGCACCAGCCUUCUACCACAAGCUGCUCACCGACCUGGAGGCUCCCCUGAAGCAGCUGUCGGAGUCGGGGUGGACACGGCUGUUGUCCUUGCUGGCCGAGAAAAGCCUGCCCCUACCUGGCUGCAAUCUUUACUUGGGCUAUGGUGACGUUUCCACUACCCGACCUCUUGAUGACAAGUUCGAGUGGGCACAGCUGACACCAUUGCUUGCAAUGCUGGAGCCGCCCGUGCUAAUGAGGAUUGUGUCAUCACUCAUCCUUGAGAGGAGGAUUAUCCUCGUCUCGGAAGACAGCAGGCUGCUGCGAAGCUGGCUCGAGUCUGUGGAGUGCCUGACAUACCCGUUUCGGUGGCCGCAUGUGCGGGUGUGUCUGGUACCGAAGAGCCUGCUGGCCCUGUGCUCCUCAGCCGAGCCGUACUUGCUCGGGGUGCACGCUUCUAUGGCCCACACUGCACUUGAGCUGCUUUCAGGACCGGUGCUGGUGGUGGACGUUGAUCACGGUGCCUUGCUGUGUGAAGACGAGGACAAUGUUGAUGUCAUUCCCAACAAGUUGCGGCACUCUCUUUGCACCGCACUCAGCCUGGCCAAGAACAUGACCGAUCCAACGGGCCGAGUGCGGGACAUGAUGAUAACGGAGGCCUUCGUUCGUCUGUUUGUCGAGCUGGUGGGGCAUUGUGACCAACACAUCAUCCUAUCGGACGACCUCAAGGAAUCUACGUUUCACCGUGACGCUUUCAUGCGUGCCCCUUCCUCACGAGGUGCGCAGAUGUUCCUGCAGUGGUUUGUAGAAACAGAGGCAUUUGAACAAUUCCUCCGUGAACGAACACAGCGCUUACGACAGCUCGCGCGCACUCCCCAUCACCACCUGUUGCCCAAAGGGCUAUUCGAGCGGCGGGCAGGGGAAUACUUACUGGACCUUGAGCAGACGACCCGCUCUCUGCGUGACCUUGGCAAGAAGGUCAAGACAAUUGGUGAAAAGUUCCGGAACUUGAAGGCCUUUUAUCGAGAGUGAAGCGGACGGCUCGUCGCUGCUCUGCAACUUGGAAGGCUUUCGUGAACAAAAUGAACGGCCAUUGCGAACACAUGCCUUUGGAUUUUAUGCGCUA